AGUCGUUCACCUGCCAUGUACCGCGCGUGCCUCCUGCUGCUCCUGAUUGCCGCCGGCAAUUCCCAUUCGGAAACUUUCCUUAACUCGACGGCUCCGUCCAGAGCAAAGAGAUUCGCCAUUUUCCCUAAAAACGCCAGAAAUGGAAUUCGUGUCAAUUUCAAACACAACCGUGUAACGCCGAUCACCACAAUCUUGGCCUACUCGGACGGAAUGCGACUCCAGUGGGAUCUUCCGACCAAAGUUUCUGAUUAUCGCAAGGGCAGAGCCAUCCAGCGAAGGGACUUACUGGAGGUCAUUGACCUUGUGAUGUCAGGGCACGGUCUUGACGGAGGUGCUUGCGUGAUGAGGGCGCUCUGCGAAGCUGCAACUUUGCCUUUUCCAGCCGCUGGCCUUAUAAGCAAAAUUUUACACAGAAUUUUCUCAGUACCUGAUGAUGAAAUUCCCCAUCUUGGGACGUAUGCCGAAAAUUACAACUCAAGCUGUGCGCGCCAAUUUGCUCCAAAAUGCCCAUUUUCGUUGUUUUCCCACAGAAUGUCAAAAUAA
Molecule: messenger RNA, 543 nt
Organism: Neocloeon triangulifer
Lineage: Eukaryota; Metazoa; Arthropoda; Insecta; Ephemeroptera; Baetidae
Exons: 4
Coding region: 16-543 (175 amino acids)
Source: RefSeq, a predicted model, not a curated record